Salpingoeca rosetta is the source of this 7242-nucleotide messenger RNA. RefSeq lists its product as uncharacterized. Gene Ontology annotation, biological process: phosphatidylinositol-mediated signaling; lipid metabolic process. Gene Ontology annotation, molecular function: phosphatidylinositol-4,5-bisphosphate phospholipase C activity. The coding region runs from base 325 to 6759 and encodes 2144 amino acids. The transcript has 17 exons. The record is from RefSeq and is a predicted model, not a curated record. NCBI's taxonomy places the organism in Eukaryota, Choanoflagellata, Craspedida, Salpingoecidae.
UCAAAUUCAAGCACAAUAUGCGCCGUUGCGUGUGAUGCGAUGCACGCUUAACAGUGGCCCAAAAGGAAGACUGAGUGUUUGGUUGGUUGGUAGUAGCGGUACUGCUUGUCGCACACCAACCAAGCAAGCGAAAGCAGGCGAACAGGAAAACCAAAACAUUUGGCUGGCUGGCUGGCUGGUCUUGGUCUGUUGCCUGCCUGUCAUUCCACGCCGUCGUCUGUGUUUGGUUUGCACCUCGCGCUUGCUUGCUUGCUUGUUUGCAGACGGUUGUUCAACGAUAACACUGGCGGAAGCGCCAGCAAGAGCAGCCAACAACCAACAACCAUGGACAAGACCAACCAUCAGCAUGGGGACGCGGCGUUUGAGCUGCCACCCGCAGUCUCUUCAGGCUCCACCUCGCGCUCGCCAAAACGCGUGCGUGGCUUCUUCUCCAAGAUGAAGUGGUGGCGUUCAAACCAUCAUGCAGACAAGAAAGACCUCCAGCAACGCCAAAGGCUCGUGGUGCAAGAGUCUGUAGCAGAGGAGCAGUCGGUUGAACAUCCACAAGCAUCUGAGGCCGUCCUGUUCCACGAUGGACACGGUAUCCCCGGCCACCUCUCGCUCAAGGUGGCCACGCUGUUCCUCGUGUUCCAGCCACACGACCCAGCCCAGAUGCCGAAGAACGUCCAGCCAUACAUUGACGUGCUCUCCGUCCAGGACGUGCGCUAUGGCUUCCAGGCAUGUGCAAGUGAGAAGUUUGCGGGCAACUUGAAGGAGCUUCAGGCAGAGGACUGCGGCUUGAUCGUGUUUCAUGGCAGCAAGUUCGUGCCGCAGAGCACAAGCUUCAAGCUGCCAAACGAAGAAACGGCCCAGUCGUGGCACAUGCGCCUGCACGAGUUUGUGGAGGCCCGCACCCACCUGCUGGUGAACCCGGAGGGCGACAUUGUGCCAUCCCGCCUGGACGAGCACACCUUGCCCACGCUCCUUCACCGCCUCUGGCUGCACGCGCGUUCAAAGGUUGACGCGCGCCUCCGCGACCAGUCCAACGCCGUGCUCAGCCCCGCCGUCAUCACCACGCUCGCCAAGGGGCUUGGCCUUGAACUCACUGCAUCGCAGGUGUCGGACGUCAUCCGCGACGCCAUCACCGCCCUCUCGCGCGCAUCCGCAGGCGGCGGGCACCAGUCAUCCAACGAGUCGUCGCGGCGAGAGAGCGAAGACAAGCGACGCCCCGUCAGCAUGUUCCCGCUCAGCAAGUCCAUGGACUCAACCUCCUCCGUAUCCUCCGCUUGCUCGUCCACCACAGCAGCAGCAGCCACCCACAGCAGCAACCAGAACACGACAGAUGCUGCAAACACGGCACACGCCGCCGGCAGCAACGACCAUCCCGACAAUGGAGGUGUUGGUGGUGCUGCUGUUGACAGCAAUGACUGUCACAACUCGCAUGCGCAUGACGAUGAGGAAGACUGGACCGCAGAGGAUGGCCUCUUUGCUGUUUACACGGCACUGCUCAUGCAACACUCGGAUUGGGUGUUUGAAGAUGACAUUUUUCGGCGCCACGUCACCAACAAAAUCACGGGGCGAAAGCUCCCCGGCCGCUCAUCCCCUCUUGGCGACGAUGCAGAGAGCUCUGAUUGCUUCCAGAAGCAGGCGGGGUGUGGGGUGACCCCGUUUGACCUGUACACCUUCACACUCGAAUCCCUCUCCAACUUCCUCCACGACGUGCAGAACGAGUCGCUGACACGAACAGAGGCAGUGAUUGCGCACGUGCUUGACCCGCUGCGCGAUGUGAUGCGCUCGCGAAGGCCCUCUGCCAUCUCCCGUGGCUCCGUCUCGUCGCUCCUGUUUGCCUCCACACCUGGCUCCCGCACCUCCCUCUUCAGCGCUCCCCCGAUUGGCGCCCCAGCGCACGCGUUUGCCUUUGACGUGGCCACCACCUCCUCCUCCUCGCGGUCCACUGCCCGCCACAGCACAAUCAGCACAGCAGGGGAGACAACACGGAACAACUCGGCCGUGCGACGCCGUGGGGGCCAGCGUAAGCGCAGCGACAGCGAAAACGGGGAGGACCACGACGCUGUGGGUGAUCUCGGCGCAGUGGGCAGCAGGAGGCAGUCGCGACUGCGGAGGUCUGCGACGUGGGCUAGCCCGCCAAGCUCACAUGCCAGUAGCACCACAGACAUGCUCGGCGACAGUGUACGCACCAAUACAACGACAGAGACAUCAGCUGCAUUGUCAGCAGCUGCUGAUGAUGAUGAACCAUCAGUCACAGGUGCUCCGUUGCUCGAGGCCAAAGAAGAAGCAGCUGCACCAGCGAGCAAACACCACCACCAGCACCAGCAGACUGACGGUGCAGCACAACAGGCAACUGUUGGUGAUGGCGUCGAUGGCGCGAACGAAGGUGAUGCGGAUGAUGACAAUGACACCGCGGCAGUCAUGGCAGCGGCCGUGUCGGCGAGAGGAAGGCGAAGCCACAACACCAAAACACCAUCAGCAACUGCUUCUGCUUCCUCCACCAAGCGUGGCUCUGCGGCAAGCACCACAGGCGCAGCCCAGCUGCGAAAGAAGAAGAGCAGCAAGCCCGCCACACAAGCAUCAUCAUCAUCAUCACCAUCAUCAUCAUCAUCAUCACCAUCACCAUCCUCCUCUGCGUCCAAGCCUGGAUCAAAGCCUGCGUCCAAGCGAGCGAGUGGGUCUGCAGCAGCGUCGAGCCGGCGCACGGCGUCUGCUGCGGGCAGCAAGACGCGUAGCCAGCAACAACCACGCGGCCAUGCACCUUCGUCUCUUUCAACGUCAACUGCGUCAGCACAGCUGCGUUCACCGAAGAAGAAGGCCGGUGCGCGCCCAGUGUCAGCGGUGGCCAAGAGCACCCGCAAGUCGGCGGGGAAACCCACAACACCUCGCCCUGCUUCGAGCAAGCUGAGUACAGGCAGCAAGCGCCCCAGUGGUACAGCAACAGCAGCAGCCGCAGCCGCCCACAAGAGCAGUGGCGCGACAAUGGCGCGUGCUGCUGAGAACGGAAGUGGCAAGGCAAAGAAACAUGCCACCAAGUCCUCCGAGCCAGCAGCAACAACAACACCAUCAAACACAAGGCCGAAGAGAACAAAGGCCAAAGGUGCUGUUGUCGCAAACAAGACAGCUGCCGGGCAACAAGGCGACCACGCCAUCAACUCCAACACCAAGAGCAAGGGUGCCGAUGCUGCUUUGGCGCCGGCCAAGGAAAGACGGUCAAAGGCGCUACGGAAGCAGGACCCAGUGGAAGAAGAGGAUGGACGUGCUGAGACAGAGGCCAACCAACAAGACACAACACAGCAAUCGCAGCCGCAACGGCACCAACAACAGCGGUCGCAGGAGCAGGAGCAACCGCAGCCACACGAACACGCUGGUGACAAGGAUGCUGAUGCGAUGCGUGCUGAGGAGGCAGAUGAGCUAACGGCAAUUGCAGCAGUGCCGCGCCGCCGCUCGAAGCGCAUCAGCCAGCUCAAAUCCCUCAUGUCCAACAACCCGGACACAUGUGUACACGUGUCUGUUGUGCUGGACUACCUGCACAGCAAGGCCAACUGCCUCAUUCACCCCUCCUUCCUCUCCGUUCACGAGCCGUCCAUGGAUGCCCCGCUCACACACUACUUCAUCUCUUCCUCACACAACACAUACCUCACUGGGUGGCAGUAUCUUGGCGAAUCGUCGGUGGAAGCGUAUGUUCGCUGUCUUCGCGACGGCUGCAAGUGCAUUGAGUUGGAUCUUUGGGAUGGACCCAACGGCUUUCCCAUCAUCACACACGGUGGCGCUCGCUGCACCGUCAUCGACACCAAGGAGGUGCUUCUUGCCAUCAGAGACAACGCGUGGGCAGUGAGCGAUUUCCCACUCGUUCUCUCCUUGGAGAACCACCUGUGUGUGCAGCAGCAGGACCUGUUGGCCGACAUGCUCGUCGAAGUCUUUGGCUCAGAGCUCUUGUCUGAGCCACUGCCCAACUUCCCAACCGAGGCCCUUCCCAAGCUUCCGUCCCCCAACGACCUCAAGCGAAAGAUCCUCAUCAAGGGGAAGAGUAUUAUGACGGGGGAGGAAGAGGACCGCGAAGAGCUGGGCGACACGCUCUUGAGUGGACUGCUGGACAUCCAAUCCAGCGAUGACGCGGACGGCUGCGCCACCGGCGACUGGACACGCUGCGUGGUCAUUCUAACGCAGAAACGUCUGGUGUACGCCGCCCCGAUGAAGAUUGUUGCCAACAUUGAAGAAGAGGAAGCGUGCCUUCGCGCGGAAUUCAGAGAAUACCUCGCCAGCAAGGACUCUUGGCCGGUUGAUUCCAAACCGGGCGAGCUGCUGCUGUCGGAUUUGGUGGAUGUGUCUGCAAUGCAGAUCUCCAGCAAGAAGAAGAAGAAAGGCUGUGACGAUGGCCCACGCUUUGUAUUUACGCUCUCAUUCAACAGCUCAAACGAAGAUCACAGCCGCGUGCACGUCCACAUUGGUGCGAUGUCGGAUAAAGAUCGCCAGGAGUGGGUGGAAGCGCUACAGCAACGCAUUGCAGCACAGUUUGCCACGUCAACAGACUCGACGUCUGCACCAACCACGACACGCACUCCGUCGAAGAAAAUGAGCCAGAAGCUGAGCGCGCUCGUGCACUACACGCAGGCUGUGCGCUUUCACGGGUUUGAUCACCCCAACGCAGCCGCCACGGCGGCAUUCAUGUCGUCCUUCUCCGAGAAGAAGCUGAAUCGCCUCAUUCACAAGUCGAGCGACAAGCUGUACACGUUUACGCAGCAGCGCCUGACGCGCGUGUACCCCGCGUACCACCGCUUCAAAUCUGCCAAUUACGACCCGCAGGUCUACUGGAACUUUGGCUGCCAACUCGUGGCCCUCAACUGGCAGACGCCAUGCGAAGAAAUGUGGCUGCACAAGCACUUUUUCAACAGAAACGGCAACUCUGGGUACGUGCCCAAGCCGGCAUACAUGCUGCAAGACGGAUUUGACCCGUACUCGGAGCGUGGGCUGCAGUCCUUUGUCGAGAACAACGACCCCAUCUCCCUGCGUGUGCGUGUGCUGGAAGCCCGCCACCUACCACUCUCAGCCAAGGUCUCCAGCAGCAUCAUGUGCACCGUAUCGCUGAGCGCUGGUCCGCUUGAUUGCGUCACGGCGCAGGAGGCAACGUACGACGGCAAGAACAUGCUCAACCCAAGCUUCAACAUUCAACUCAAAUGCGACGAAAUCUACAUGCCAGAGCUGGCCACCCUUCUGAUCAAGAUUGGGACGAAGAAGACAGUGAUCGCGCAGACGGGAUGUCCUGUCAUUGCCAUGCGGCCCGGCUGCCGGUCCCUCCAGCUCUUUGACGAGUACAACGUUGACAUUCCCAUGGGAUCCGUCCUCGUCAUGGUGGAGAUGACACGCAAUGACGAACCUUGGUGGCCCAUCGUGCAAGAGCUGUCGCACAUUGGACGGCGCCGGGCCAUUCGCUCCAAAGACCGAUCCGUGUCGCCGAAACGCGAGCAAGGCGACGUUGGCGUGCACGCUGCAGACGAAGAAGAGGCCCUUGAUGCCGCUGAGGGAGGGGAGCCGGGCGCUGCUUCUCGCAAGGUUAGCCUGGUCACCAGCGAAGGCCCUGGCGCCACCGCCACCACCGCGACCGCUGCUGUGGAUGACGCCGACGCCGAGAAGAAGAAGGCCGAGUGGCGGCAGCGUCGGCUGCAGAGCAGAAAGGCGCGACUGGCCAGCAUCCAAUCCAAAGUCAAGCAGUACAUCCAGGAACGCGUCACCACCUCAGACCUUGAAGCAGAAUGUGGACGGCAACAAAAGCACCCUCGAUUCGUUGGCCUCAACGGAGAAACGAGCAUUGAUGUGUCCAACAUUACAUCGCGCGUGGCGGACUACAUUUCGAAGCCGCUGGACAAGGAACGCCGAAACCCGGACGCAGGUUUCAAGAAGCAGCACCCCCGGUUUGUUGGCCUGUCCGCCUCCACCCCUGCACCUGCAAAGACCAGUAGCAGCAGCGGCGGCAGCAGCGGCCACGCUUCCUCGACCAAGAAAAAGCCUACAUCAACACCCUCCCCGCAUCGCACAAAGGCGGCGCCAUCUGCUGUCUCUGCACCUGCCUCCGUGCACGGCGCACCGAAGAAGAAGCCAGGCACCACCACCGCCAGCUCAGCCAAGCAGAAGCAGCGGCACCAGCUGACAGGCAAGCCGCGCCCAGCGUCUGCCAAGUCCGCCUCUGCAGCGUCAACGGAGAGCACCAACACGGGACAUGCUUGCGGCCCAAAGCAGGCGAAGGGAGCAACAACUGCAGCCCGCUCACCUUCACGUGCAGUAAAGGCACAACGCAGCGCCAGCAACAAGGGCAGUGCAGAGGCAAAGACACUCAAGUUGCCCAAGACGGCAAACCAGGCAAACCAGGCAAAGCAAGCGCGCGCCGCAGCCACAAACGGAGCAGUGCAAACGACGUCCUCCGCGAAGACGCCAUCCAAGGCAACACACACUGCAGCGGGCAGCAAGGCACGCACGCCCUCAAAGCCACGCGCAGCGACGACACCUGCUCCGUCCAAGCAGCGCACGCGCCAACACGCGAGCGGCAAGAAGCAAGACGGCCUCAGCGGUGCAAAAGUGAACAAGACCAAAGACAACGGAAAGGACGGCAUGAGCACAGCACAUGUGAAGAAUGUGCGACGGGAGGCACCUGGUCUCUCCGUGCAUCGCACGCAGUUGCCUGCAAGCACGAAGCGCAGUCAUGACGCGACAGCUGGUGGCGAUGAUGACGCGUGGAGUGGCGAUGUUGACCCCCUCACUGAGACCGACGUGUAAUGUGAAGGCAUCGACUAUGUGUGUGAGUAUGUGUGUGAGUGUGUGUGUGUGCGAGUGUGCGUGUGUGUGUGUGCACGUUACCCUAUGUGCUGCAAGCAACCUCAGGUUGCUGCUGGUGCUGUGCGUUACAUUCGUUUGCUCCGCUAUGCGCGCGUGGCGCAGCACGUUCCCCGACCUCUUCACUCCGCUUGAAGAGAUGAUGUUGACAAUGAGAUGAUCUUGUGUGCGGCUUCCCUUCGUUAGUGCACAACGCGUUACACAUACUGAGGGUGGCUGUUCAACCCCCUUUGUUUUCCCUAGUGCUCUUGUUCUGCCUGGCGCAAUGCUUGUUUGGGUGAUGGAGCGAACAUGCAGCUGCGUCAUCAGCACCUGUUGUUACUGUUGUUACUGUUGUUGCUGAAAACUCGGUUGGGCUUACUUGUGUUGAUAUUCGGUACAAAUCACAUCAUGACAAUGAUGAGGAAGAUGAAAUGACAUGCAGUG